UUGAGAGAACUACUUGGAAGCUGCCUGUCCGAUUCCAGCAUUGCGACAUGAAAAUUCAUAACGUUCUGUCAAAGCUCCUUCUCCACUUCCAAACCUGGCUGCUUCCACCCUUCUUUUCCAAGCUGAAAAUUUGGAAAACACCCCGAGGUUUGAACAUGGAAAUCAGUCCCAUUCGGGGUGACAGGUUCUGUGAAAAGCUAAGCGUAGGAGAGAUAAAGGUGGUGAUGGACAGGCUAGGAAUGAGUUACGAGGGGGAUGAUUUGGGAGCAGAUGAGCUUGCUGAGACGUUCGAUCAGGAAGCGCCUUGCUUGGAGGAGUUUAAGGAAGCUUUCGACGUUUUCGAUGAGAACAAAGACGGGUUCAUUGAUGCAACAGAGCUGCAGAGAGUGCUACGUUGCUUAGGCGUGAAGGAAAGCUUGCUGCUGUUGGAGGAGUGUAGAAGGAUGAUAAGGGUUGCUGAUGAAGAUGAAGAUGGAAGAAUCGAUUUUAACGAGUUUGUGAAGUUUAUGGAGACUUGCUUUCUAUGAAAAUUCAUGUAAUUUUUAAUUUUCUUAAUGUGUGACUUUCCUUUAUUUUUCCGGAAAUUUUCUAGUAGUUUUACGAUGUUCUUA
Molecule: messenger RNA, 611 nt
Organism: Theobroma cacao (cacao)
Lineage: Eukaryota; Viridiplantae; Streptophyta; Magnoliopsida; Malvales; Malvaceae
Product: putative calcium-binding protein CML45
Molecular function (GO): calcium ion binding
Source: RefSeq, a predicted model, not a curated record